AAAAAAGUUGCAGCGAACAUCAGUUCCGGCUGCAAGGGAGAGAAAAAAAGUUUCACAUCUGCGCGGAUCGAGGCCUUCGCACGCGUCAGAAUCUCCUUGGAGUCUCGUACAGUCUUUUAAUUUCCAAAACCUCCACAGCCGUGUAUAGUUUCUAAACAUGAAGCAAUGAAGCUAUCAACAAACUCGUCGGUUCCGGUGUAUACCAUCGCCGGCUCCUCAACUGCACGACCUCUGCCAGACUGGCUCGUAAGGAAGCGAAGGCGAAGUUUGAAGCAGGAUCCAGAAUUCGCCAAUCGUGUCGAACUAUUACAGGAUUUCGGCUUUGAGGAGGCAAGCUCAUGUGUGAGGGUCAGCGAAGAUGGCCACUGGGUUAUGAGCACAGGCACGUAUAAGCCACAAAUUCAUGUGCAUAACCUCGAUCAACUCUCUCUUUCGUUCGCGAGACAUACCGACACUCUCAAUGAGACUUUCAUACUUCUGUCAACGGACUAUUCUAAAUCGCUCCACCUCCAAAGCGACCGAUCGUUAGAGUUCCACACGCCCGGCGGUUGCCACUACAAAACUAGAAUACCGCGCUAUGGCAGAGGACUCGCGUACGACAGGAGAUCAGCCGAGGCUCUAAUACCUGCGGUUGGCCUGAACGAACAAGGAAAUGGAGAGGUCUUUCGAUUGAACCUCGAGCAAGGGCGCUUUAUGAAGGGUUAUGAGGUCGAUGUGGGAGCUGAAGAUGCAAGCACUGUUGGGGCGGGGUCUUUACAGGGCAGCAUUAGCGUUGGCAGCGUAAAUUCAGCGUCCGUGGCAGAAGAAAGCCAUAACUUGCUCGCGUUCGGGACAUCCUUAGGCACGGUCGAGUUUUGGGAUCCUAGGUCCAAGAAUCGAGUGGGCAUAUUAUCCAUACCCCAAAAUCAGACUUACGAUGGGGGAACUACGGGUGCAGUCACAGCUUUGAAUUUCCAUCCCUCUGGGCUUAGUCUAGCUGCGGGGUCUUCGGAUGGCUUAAUUCACCUUUACGAUUUGCGCUCUCCGCUGCCGCUUUUAAAAAAAGAUCACGGUUACGGAUAUCCAAUUCAGGACCUCAUUUUUCUCGAAUCCUCCAGCCGAUCGCGAUCGCAGACCAUAGAACCCAAAAUUCUUUCUGCGGACAAACGCAUUAUCAAGAUCUGGGAGCCUUCAGAUGGUAGCCCUUGGACCUCUGUAGAACCCGCGGUGGAUCUGCAUCAUGUUGAAUGGUGCAAAGACAGCGGCAUGCUUUUGACUGCCAACGAAGGGCAGCAACAGCAUGCUUUUUUCAUACCACAGCUCGGCCCGGCACCGAAAUGGUGUGCGUUCCUCGAUAAUUUGGUCGAGGAAAUGGCGGACGAUCCUAACGACCCUCAUGCGUUCGGUAACUUGCGCAAAGCUGGCGAGGUCUAUGACAACUACAAAUUCCUGACCUUAUCGCAAUUGAAACAGCUUAAUAUGGAUCAUCUCGUGGGAAAGACAGGCCUGCUACGGCCCUACAUGCAUGGAUAUUUUGUUAAUCAAAAGUUAUAUGAGGAGGCUGUACUAAUUAAUAACCCCACGAUUUGGGAGGAACAACGAGCAAAAAGUAUCAAGGAAAAAAUUGAUAAGGAGCGUGAAAGCAGGAUCAGAGGAAGGAAGAAAGUUCAAGUAAAGGUCAAUCGUAAGCUUGCUGAAAGGAUCCUCGAAAGAGAAGAGAAAAACCAGAGGCGCAAAGCCCAGCGCAUUCUAGCGAAGGGUGGUGACGAAGACAUGGUUGGCAUACCGAAGUCUGGCGAAGCCCCUCGGGACGGGCCUGAUGAGGCUUUACCCCUCAAACGAGAACGGCCUGAUUUACUUAAGGAUGAUCGCUUCACUAAACUAUUCGAGGAAGAAGAUUUCGAAAUUGAUGAGACCAGCAGAGAGUUUCAAACGCUCAAUCCAUCCACACGAUCAUCUACUACAGAGGAGCCGAAGCGAAUAAUGAAGGGCCUUACGGCGGUUGAAGAGGAGGAACUCGAAGCACUGAAGGCUAGUAGCGACGAAAAUGAUGAGUCCUCUUCAUCUGACGAAGACGAUACUGUUCGGAGAAAACCAGAUAGAGAUUUUGUCAAUUCCAGGAAACGCCUAAAUGGGAAGAAGCAGGUUUCUCAGGCGCCGCAGAUGCGGGUCUCUUCUUCGACGGGAGUUCUAAAUGGAAUGAGUUCUCUUAACAAGAAAGAUCGAUCUUUCGGUGCUCGGACUGGGAGCCUGAAAGAGAAAAGCAAAAGUACUGUGAGAGUAUCAUCAGGAGGAGCUGUCGGAGAGAAGGAGAUCAGUUUUGUACCUGCACGUAAACAGAAAUCACAGUCUGUACCGGAUGAAAGCAGGAAAAAAGAUAAAAAGGAAAGAAGAAGUGCGAGCGGCAACGUCUUUAGACGGAUGUAGUCAAAUGGAACAAAAAGCAUGGAUAAUGUUUUUAAUCAUGUUGAGAGUUGAGUGGAUCAGUUUAUUUUGUAGAGCGAGCUAUAAAUGAUCUCUGCUUUUUACAAGCUAAACAUUGGCUAGCUGGACAGUAAGAUGAAGGGGAGAGUGGUGACUACAUCAGUUAGGUUCACUGAAUGGACAAUUUCGAUCCUACAUGUCGCGCUGUACACAAAGGACACGAGCGUGUAUGAAAGUUAAUUUGAUGCGUUUCAGCGCACCAUCCACAUAUCUUUCCUUAAAUACACAUAGACCUUAGCUAAAUCAAAUGGGGGGAAGGCGGGAAGUUUAUUUAGCUAGAUGCAAACUUAGACGACUACGGAUAAAAGAACGCUUCGGACGGUGUACAGUAGUGCAUGGAAAAAUAUCAUGCAGGGCGGAAUUUUCCCGCGUAAAUUUCAUCUGGACAAUCUUAC
Messenger RNA from Verruconis gallopava, 2858 nucleotides. RefSeq lists its product as uncharacterized. The transcript is spliced from 2 exons. The record is from RefSeq and is a predicted model, not a curated record. Gene Ontology annotation, biological process: maturation of SSU-rRNA from tricistronic rRNA transcript (SSU-rRNA, 5.8S rRNA, LSU-rRNA). Bases 166 to 2406 code for a protein of 746 amino acids. Gene Ontology annotation, cellular component: 90S preribosome; nucleolus; nucleus. Gene Ontology annotation, molecular function: protein binding. NCBI's taxonomy places the organism in Eukaryota, Fungi, Ascomycota, Dothideomycetes, Venturiales, Sympoventuriaceae.